AUGAAUACCAGAGAUUUAGUAGUAGGAAUGAUCUUCUUAUUACAGACUGUAUUUGGAACCCUGGGGAAUUUCUUUCUUCUUUUUUAUUAUUUCUUCCUUCCCAUCGCAGGAUGUCGGCUGAGGCCCAUAGAUUUCAUUGUCAAGAAUCUGAUUGUAGCCAAUUUCUUGGUACUGUUCUCAAGUGGAAUCCAUUCAACCAUGGAAUCUUUUGGGGUGUUUCAGAACCUCAGUGACCAAGGGUGCAAGUUUCUCCCCUACAUUCGUGGGGUUGGCCGGGUUAUGUCCAUUGGGACUACCUGCCUCUUGAGUGUCUUCCAGGCCGUCACCAUCAUUCCAAGGAGCUCCAGAUGGGCAGUGAUAAAAGACAAAGCUCCCAAGUGCAUUGUCCCUUCUGUUGUCCUGUGCUGGAUGGUCAGUGUGCUAGUGAAUGUCAUUUACCCUGUAUUCAUGUCUAGUAGUUUGGGUAUCAAUAAGACCUCCAGUGCAAAAAAAUUUGGGUACUGUUUCUCUGUCUGUCAUGAUCAAAUCAUGGACUCAAUGUAUGCUGUGUUGCUCUCCUUCUCUGAUGCGAUAUUUUUUGUGGUCAUGCUCUGGGCCAGUGGGUCCAUGAUUCUGAUCCUAUACAGGCACAAGCAGAGAGUCCAACACCUUCACAGAAGCAGCAUAUCCUCCAAAUCCUCCCCCGAGUCCAGGGCCACCCAGACUAUCCUCUUUCUGGUGAGCACUUUUAUCUACUUUAACAUUAUUUCCUCCAUCUUCCAUAUUGCUUUGGCUGUCUUCAAUAAUCCCAACUGGUUCCUCUUAAACAUCAACGCAGUGAUCACUUUGUGUUUCCCAACCAUCUGUCCUUUUCUGCUUUUGAGUCGUGUGUCCAGUGUGUCCAGACUCUGUUCUAUGUGGGCCUUGGCAUACGGAGGCAUCAAUCGCACAACUCUUUCUUUCCCCUGCACAAAAAGCACCAAGAACCUGCCAGUCGGGUCUCAAGCUCAGCCUCUUGCCAAAACUCGCAUCCCUACAUCCCUGCAUCUCCACCCCCGCCCGUCAUCCGAUAACGUCAGGCAGCAUCCCUCCCGACACAUGCGCAGAGGCUUCCUUCAGGACUCCCUUGAAGGGCAGGCGGUGCCUCCUCUCUUUCCUGCCCUCUCAUUGGCCGGCAGCGCCUGCCCGUCACGGCCGUCGUUAGUGGCGCCGAGGGCGGGCGCAGUCUCAGUCGCUAGGCGACGCGCGCUUCCGCUUCCUCUCCUCCGUCGGGUGACCAAUAGCGGCGCGCGGUGGGCGGGACUUGGCGCCCGGCUGACCAAAGAGACGCGGCUCGGUCCAUGA
Messenger RNA from Suncus etruscus (white-toothed pygmy shrew), 1323 nucleotides. RefSeq names its product vomeronasal type-1 receptor 4-like. NCBI's taxonomy places the organism in Eukaryota, Metazoa, Chordata, Mammalia, Eulipotyphla, Soricidae. The record is from RefSeq and is a predicted model, not a curated record. Gene Ontology annotation, biological process: G protein-coupled receptor signaling pathway. Bases 1 to 1323 code for a protein of 440 amino acids. The transcript is spliced from 2 exons. Gene Ontology annotation, molecular function: pheromone receptor activity. Gene Ontology annotation, cellular component: membrane.